UUUCAGUAUAGAGGGCUCUGCUCUUCUUCCACCUUGAUUACUUCAGAAAUGACAUGCAGUAAACAUUUAUUGAGUGGUGCAGGGAGAUGCACUUUUGGAUUCAAGAAACUGAGAUUCUUGUCCCGUCUCUGCCACUACCUGUGUGACCUUGGGCAAGUCCCUUGUCUUCCCUGAACUUUAGCUUCUCUUUUUGAGAAAUGGGUGAGUGCCUUCUCACCAGCAGGCUCUUGUCCACCAGUUUUCCCUCUGUGUCCUCCAGCAGGCUCACCGUGGAGGCCCAGACCCCUUUGCUCCCCAUGGGCAGCUGCCAGGCAGGGCACAACCUGCAUCUCUGUCUGGCCCACCACCCACCUCUGGUCUGUGCUACUUUGAUCCUGCUGCUUCUUGGCCUUUCCGGCCUGGGCCUUGGUGGCUUUCUCCUCACCCACAGAACUGGCCUGCGCAGCCCUGACAUCCCUCAGGACUGGGUCUCCUUUUUGAGAUCUUUUGGCCAGCUGACCUUGUGCCCUGUGAAUGGGACAGUCACAGGAAAGUGGCAAGGGCCUCGAGUCAUGGGCUUACUGACUACCUUGAACUUCGGAGAUGGUCCAGACAGGAACAAGACGCAGACAUUCCAAGCCAUGGUCUCAGGUAGUCAGAUGGGACUGAAAGGAUCUUCUGGACAGCCAGUCCUUAUCACAGCCAGGGUGGCCACAGAAAGGACCCCAGGAAUCUGCCUAUAUUUUAGUGCUGUUCCAGGAAUCCUGCCCUCCAGCCAGCCACCCAUAUCCUGCUCAGAGGAGGGAGCAGGAAAUGCCACCCUGAGCCCUAGGAUGGGUGAGGAGUGUGUCAGUGUCUGGAGCCACGAAGGCUUUGUGCUCACCAAGCUGCUCACCGCGGAGGAGCUGGCUCUGUGUGGCUCCAGGCUGCUGGUCCUGGGCUUCUUCCUGCUUUUCUUCUGUGGCCUUCUCUGCUGUGUCACUGCUGUGUGCUUCCACCCGCGCCGGGAGUCCCACUGGUCUAGAACCCGGCUCUGAGGGCACUGACCUAGUUCCCGACUUGUUCUCAGCUAGGCCUGACCACUCAAACUGACCACUCCAAGCUUGGGACAGGAAAUGAUGGACUCUCUCAGCCUCCAACUGGGGAAAGAAGGCUUCCUGGCCCUGAGCAGAUCCUGGAAUCCUAAGGCUACCCCGUUGAGAUUAAGCACCUGAAUCUGCCUUCUGCUGUCACUCCCUUUGCUCUCUCCUCAGCCUCUGCACCCAUCCCAGAGCGUCCCCUAACACCUUUCUGAUCGGUACUGUUUUUUAUUUUCUUUCUGUCUGGGUGUGAAUCAACGUCUUGGUCCUUGGUACUGAGUUUGAAGAGAUAUUACAAAAGUGAAGACCUGGAAUAUGGGGGGAAAUAAAAGGUUUUUUUGCCCAGA
Molecule: messenger RNA, 1405 nt
Organism: Carlito syrichta (Philippine tarsier)
Lineage: Eukaryota; Metazoa; Chordata; Mammalia; Primates; Tarsiidae
Gene: TMEM219
Product: transmembrane protein 219
Exons: 5
Coding region: 198-1016 (272 amino acids)
Source: RefSeq, a predicted model, not a curated record